AUGGGAAUUAUGGUAAACGAAUCAUCCUUUUCAAACAUACCCAAGGCAGCUGAUAAUGUUGUUGGAGUCAUCUAUGUGCUAUUUGGCACGUGCUCUCUGUUUGGGAAUAGCAUCUUAUUAUACAUAUCCUACAAGAAGAGGCAACUAUUGAAACCAGCAGAAUAUUUCAUAGUUAACCUGGCCUUUAGUGAUCUUGGAAUGACUUUGAUCUUGUAUCCUCUUGCAAUAACAUCCAGCUUUUCACACAGGUGGAUAUAUGGAUGGCACGUCUGUUUAUUUUAUGCAUUCUGUGGGGUAUUGUUUGGGAUUUGCAGUUUAUCAACAAUUACAUUACUGAGUGUGGUGUGCUGCGUGAAAGUUUGCUUCCCAACGUGUGGAAACCGACUUGACCGCAGGUUGGGAUGCAUCCUUGUUGCUUGUGCUUGGGCAUUUGCCGGAAUAUUUGCUUUCUGCCCACUUCUCCACUGGGGAGAAUAUGGAGUUGAGCCAUACGGUACAGCUUGCUGCAUUGACUGGUACUCCUCUAAUAUAAACAAAGUAGCAAUGUCUUACACGAUAGCUCUAUUUCUUGUGUGCUUUAUUCUUCCAUGUGGAAUCAUCAUUACCUCCUUUACACUUAUACUGAUUACUGUGAAAGAAUCGUGGAAAGCAGUGGCACGGCAUGGUGCUGUCCCUGCCAGGAUGAAGAAUGUGCAGACUAUAAUAAUAAAGCAAAGCAUUGCGGUGUUUAUAGGAUUCUUUACAGCAUGGAGCCCAUAUGCAGUCAUAUCCAUGUGGGUAACCUUUGGAUCUGUUGAUAUUAUCCCUCCUUUGGCUUUUGCAGUGCCAUCUGUGUUUGCAAAAUCAUCAACAAUUUACAAUCCAAUUAUAUACCUUUUCCUGAAGCCCAACUUUAGAAAUAUACUUACCAAGUCUUUUGGAGAGCUUCGGGAGCUUUGUGCUAGACCAUGUUUUUCUUUGGAACUUCUUUAUACUUGCUGUUGCACAACUCUCCUACAACUGCUUCACAAAUGCUUCAAGAAAAUAAAGUCAAUCUGCCAUGGUUCAAUGGAGUCAGCUAAAGGAUAUAACUUUGACACAUGCGAACAGUGCAAAGAUACGUUUGAAUGCUUCAAGCAUUAUCCAAAAUGCUGCAGUACACAAUUUUCUACGUCUUUAGAGUCAAAGCAUCAUGUUUACCAGAAAAACAAUGUUAAGAGGUCCAUAAGGGUCAUAGUGCGUGGGCAAACAACAGUGGAGAUGAAUGACCUAGAAAUUACUUUAGAAGUAAUGCCAGGGUGUAGUAAAUGUACCUAUUGA
Spea bombifrons (plains spadefoot toad) is the source of this 1299-nucleotide messenger RNA. Its product is annotated as opsin-5-like. Gene Ontology annotation, molecular function: G protein-coupled receptor activity. The transcript has 5 exons. Gene Ontology annotation, cellular component: membrane. Lineage: Eukaryota; Metazoa; Chordata; Amphibia; Anura; Pelobatidae. Bases 1 to 1299 code for a protein of 432 amino acids. Gene Ontology annotation, biological process: G protein-coupled receptor signaling pathway; visual perception. The record is from RefSeq and is a predicted model, not a curated record.